AUGUCCUUGAUACCUCAAUCGUCAGCAUCUAAUCCUCCAUCUCUUAUAGUCUAUGUUUGUGAAAAGGAAGGAUCCAAAAGAGGCCAAACAAUGUAUUUAUUUAUAGAGGAUUUGGCUAACUGGCUUGCAAAUCCUAAGAUAAAAAAUAACCCAACCAUUAUUAAUAAAAAGGUCCCAAAAACAGAUAUAGAAUGGUUUGAUUUAAUGAAAGAGUCUUCUAGUAAAUGGCAAAAGAAAACCAAAGUAUCCCAACCAAUAGAAGAAAAUUCUGAAACAGAUUUGGCCUGA
Messenger RNA from Cetraspora pellucida, 288 nucleotides. The record is from the annotation of a GenBank genome assembly. Lineage: Eukaryota; Fungi; Glomeromycota; Glomeromycetes; Diversisporales; Gigasporaceae.